Messenger RNA from Harmonia axyridis, 1750 nucleotides. RefSeq lists its product as uncharacterized. Bases 151 to 1539 code for a protein of 462 amino acids. Lineage: Eukaryota; Metazoa; Arthropoda; Insecta; Coleoptera; Coccinellidae. The transcript has 5 exons. The record is from RefSeq and is a predicted model, not a curated record.
AAACUCCGAGGCGCGCUGCUGCCAGUCUAGAGUUUGCGGCCGGAGCCAAAGUGUGGUGUGCAGGCAGAUCUAGCAAGUUGCGCUAUGGUUUUCCGGGUGGUGGUGGUCAUGUGACAUUGUGCGAAAAAGGGAAAACCCAGGGAAUCUACCAUGUUUGUUUCACUGAGGGAGUUGAUGUUGCUUCUUGGAUUCUUCGUACACAGCAUCAAGUGGCUGGAAGGAGCAAUAGCAGCCCCGCCUUGGGCAAACCCAAAGCUGAACCCCUGCGCUAUCCAUCCGAUGGGUUGGCGCAUGCUUUAUUGGCCACCAGAUGGCGCUUGCUACAAGAUAUUCCAGAAAGGACAUCCAUGUCCGGAAGACAAAGAAUUGACACCGUCCACAACGAGUACUGUGGCGCAGAAUUUAACAGCUGAAUGUAGGUGUCCACCGAAAACUGCUGAGUACGCUGAAGACGGGCAUUGUUACCAACUGUUCACAGUAGGUCCUUGUCAAGAGGGCUCAUAUUUUGCACCAGAAUCCGGCGUUCAAAGUAAAAAGUUAGUAAGUUACAAUUUAUCGGAUAAGAAAUACGGAACUUGCAAGCAGCUGCUGGAAUGUCCAGAAGGCUUCAUAUUCUGGCCUUUGGAUAACACAUGUUACAAAAAGUACACCAGAGGGCCAUGCUCGAAAGGUUUGCUACUAACCGAACACAAGAAGUUACCAUCUUGCAGAUGCAGCAAGGACAAGGAUUUGAGGGAUUUCAGAUACGAGAACGGAAAGUGUUACCAACAUUUCACCAAAGGACCCUGCCAAGAGAAGGGUAGCUUAUUCCUAACCAACCAAAUUUGCGGAUGCCAUAACUUUUUACCUCACUUUCACGAAGCUACCAAGCAGUGCUAUGAAUUAGACACCAUAGGGCCUUGCCAGAAGGGUGAAGUCUUCCGAAUGAAGGACCACGACUCCUUCGCCAAAUGCCAUUGCAAAGAAGACUACACGAGAUACCUGAAUUCUUCUUCUUGCUACAGACCCUACACCCAAGGUCCCUGUCCACACAAUCACUUCCUAGUGAACUCCACAAGUUGCAUAAAACAGCCUUGUCGACGCGGUUUCCUGUUCUUCCCAAAGGAUCAAAGGUGCUAUAGGAUAGGCACUAAAGGUUCCUGCCCCGAAGGCAGAGUGGUCACCUUCGACUUCAGGACAAGGCCAUCUGUUGACGGCAUCUCCUACAACGGAUUGUGCGUGUGCGAAAAAGAAAACUGCGAUGUCAGCGAGCAGAGAACUGUAAGUUGCGCGAAGGGUUGGAUCAGAUACAAGGGGGCGUGCCAUAAGUUGUAUUCGCAAGGUCCCUGCCAAUCAGGAACGUGGUUGGUGCCCUAUAGGGCGACGUUAGGCAAGGAAGGCAUAUGCGAAUGCAUACCGGGUUACACCAAACAAACUAACAAAAACCUAGAGUUGGAAUGCAUGCCUCCCAGCGUUAUCAUUGCCGAAUAUCUCAACAAAACUUUUAGAUCUAUUGUAAGCCAAAAAAUUUCGAUAAACACCGAUGAAGAUAGGAAAUGAUUAGGUACAUAGUUCGAAUCAUGAAGUGUCAUACUUUCAAGAAUAUUGGAAGGAAUUUUAGUUUAAGAUUUGUAAUUUCGACUUGCGAAAUGUGAAAUUACCAUUUUAAGGCUGAGCUAGUUUUAAUGUGAAUCUCGAAACUUUUGUACAUAUUUCCAUUUUUUAAGAUUGUAAUUUUAGUGUCGAUUUAAUAAAAGUAUUAUCUUUAUUA